Molecule: messenger RNA, 438 nt
Organism: Lotus japonicus
Lineage: Eukaryota; Viridiplantae; Streptophyta; Magnoliopsida; Fabales; Fabaceae
Exons: 1
Coding region: 1-438 (145 amino acids)
Source: RefSeq, a predicted model, not a curated record
AUGGUUUCCCUCACAAGGGACAGACCCGACAAAUGGUUUUGGGAACCUGAAAUUGAAGGGAUAUACACAGUGAAGUCAGCCUACAAGCUCCUUCAAGGGAUAGAUGAAGAGGAAACAAUUUCGGCUUUCAGUAUACUGUGGCAAAGUGCAGCACCUUCAAAUGUUAAAGCUUUUGGUUGGAGAACCCUUUGGGGAAGGAUACAAACAAAAGAGAAUUUGAAGAGAAGAAGAAUCAUUCAAACGGAAGAAGAGCUGACUUGUUCGUUAUGUCUUAAUGUUGAAGAAACUAUGGAACACUUGCGUUAUAACAGAUGGUUUAGGAUUAGAGCAGCAGUUCCAGAUAAUUGUAGGAUGCACUUCCUACAGCAUGGUUUGCAGCUCCGAAAUAAAGGACAGAGGGCAGUGAUAGAAUAUUAUGUCAUUAUCAUUUUCCUGUAA